AUGGAGCAGGAGAUGGUAGAGCAAGUACACCUAACGGAGGAUGGCGGAGUGAUCAAAACGAUCCUGAGGAAAGGUGAAGAAGGAGAAGAAAAUAUCCCCCAGAAGGGAAACGAAGUGACGGUGCACUACGUUGGGAAGCUAGAAAGCAACGGGAAGGUUUUCGAUUCAUCUGUGGAGAGAAAUGUGCCAUUCAAGUUUCAUCUAGGACAAGGAGAAGUGAUAAAAGGAUGGGACAUUUGCGUAGCUUCCAUGAAAAAAAAUGAAAAAUGUUCAGUUCGUCUGGAUAGCAAGUACGCCUACGGAGAACAAGGCUGUGGAGAAAGUAUCCCCAGAAACAGUGUGUUAAUAUUUGAAAUAGAACUUAUCAGUUUUAGAGAAGCCAAAAAAAGUAUAUACGAUUAUACCAAUGAAGAGAAAGUCCAAGCAUCCUUCGAUUUAAAAGAACAAGGAAAUGAAUUUUUUAAAAAAAAUGAAAUUAACGAAGCCAUUUCCAAGUAUAAGGAAGCCCUAGAGUUUUUCAUUCAUUCAGAAGAUUGGGAUGGAGAUUUAUCUGAAAAAAAAAAAAAUAUUGAAAUUAUUUGUAAUUUAAAUUUGUCUACAUGUUAUAAUAAAAAUAAGGAUUUCCCCAAUGCCAUCGCCCACGCAUCCAAAGUUUUGAAGAUAGAGAAAAAUAAUGUUAAGGCGCUUUACAAACUGGGUGUAGCUAAUAUGCACUUUGGUUUUCUGGAGGUUGCGCGGGAAAAUUUAUACAAGGCUGCAACUUUAAACCCCAACAACGUGGAAAUACGCAACUCCUAUGACAUGUGCUUGAACAAAUUGAAGGAGGCCCGCAAGAGGGACAAACUCACCUUCGGAGGCAUGUUCGACAAGGGCAUUUUGUACGAGGAGAAAAAGAGUAGCGCCAAGUGA
This is a messenger RNA of Plasmodium knowlesi strain H, 909 nucleotides long. Its product is annotated as FK506-binding protein. The coding region runs from base 1 to 909 and encodes 302 amino acids. The record is from RefSeq and is a predicted model, not a curated record. The transcript has a single exon. NCBI's taxonomy places the organism in Eukaryota, Apicomplexa, Aconoidasida, Haemosporida, Plasmodiidae. Gene Ontology annotation, molecular function: peptidyl-prolyl cis-trans isomerase activity; protein binding.